UAGCUUACUCUAUAAAUGCUAUCUGGAAAACACUUAUAAGUACGUUGUGGGCCCAAUGGUGAGAGUUUAAAUUCAAUUUGAUAUGUCACUCGAUAUGGAACUAUAAGCCAAAAUUGUAUUGUGAAAAUAAAGUAUAGGAGCGAACGAACGAGCUCAUACUCGUACUUGUGAGAAUGUAAAUGAUAAGCCGUACACGUGCAUGCUGAGCGGGCAAUAGACGAGCGUGCGAAUUUCUCAUUAACAACUGAUUAGGCAGCGCGCUCUGCGGCUGCUCUUUAAAAGCGGCAAUGGAGUGAAAGUGUGAGGCGACGCUUCUCGCAAGUCAGUCGACUGCCGAACGUCGUGCCGGCAAAACGUGCCAUUUAUUGGUUGUUGUCUUCAUCGUCUUCGUACUGCCCGCCGAGAUACAUUAUUGCGCGAAAAAAACUACUUUCUACCGCAAUGUCUCUCAUCUGUGAUUCAACCUUAGCAGCCAGCGGCUCUGCUUUAAGCGGUUCGCAGAGCAAAACUAAACAAACCGCUCGCAUUGUUGUUAUUGGCGCAGGGGCCGCGGGCAUUGCGACCGCGACGCGUCUUCUCGAGGUCGGUUUCAAAAAUGUGCUCGUGCUCGAGGCUGAGAAUCGCGUGGGCGGACGUGUGAACACUAUAUCCUUUGCCGAUAACGUUGUCGAUUUGGGUGCCCAAUGGUGCCAUGGCGAGGUGGGAAACCCGAUUUAUCAGCGCGUCAAGGAUCUGAACAUGCUGGAGGUAACCGACGACGCCUACGAGUCUUUCAAGUGCGUGCGCUCCAAUCGGCAAGUGUUGGAUGAUCGCACAGCCAAUGUGAUGAAAAAAAUUGCCUGGGACUCGAUACCUGAACGCCAGAAGGAGUUAACCGAGUUCGAGGGCUCCCUCGGCACGUAUCUGACAGAGAAAUUUUGGCGCGAGAUGGAGAAAUCCCCGCAGGUGGAUCGCACAGUAGCGCGUGAAUUUUUGGAUAACUUCAAGAAAUUUGAAAGCUCCGUUGAGGCGGCUGAUAAUUUGUUUGAGGUUUCAGGACGCGGCCACUUGGAAUAUUGGAUGUGUGAGGGCGAAUUGCUGCUAAAUUGGCGUGAUAAAGGAUUUAAGACCUUUCUCAAUCACCUACUCUGUGCGAGCGCGGAUAGCGCCGAUGAUUUGGGCAUAUUAAAUGGACGCGUUCAGCUCAACAAGCGUAUUGCACAUAUCAAUUGGCAGGGCGAUGGUGAGUUGAUUUUACGCUGUUGGAAUGGUGAGGUCCUUACAGCUGAUCAUGUCAUAUGCACCGUCUCACUGGGCGUGCUCAAGGAGCAGCACAAACAGCUAUUCUCGCCUGCAUUGCCGCCGGCAAAGUGCCGAGCCAUUGAUGGCCUGAAAUUGGGAACUGUGGACAAGUUCUAUUUGGAGUUCUCCAAGCCUUUGCUACCCGAGGAUUGGAAAGGCAUUAGUUUUCUAUGGCUGGAUAAGGACUUGGAGGAGCUGCGCGGCACUGAGCUCUUCUGGUUGGAGAGCGUCUUCGGCUUCUACGGAGUCUCGUACCAGCCGCGUAUCCUCCAAGGCUGGACAAUAGGCGAGCAUGCGCGUUAUAUGGAAACAUUGACCGAAGAACAGGUGCUCCAAGGUCUGCUCUGGUUGCUGCGAAAGUUUUUGGAGUUUGAAGUGCCACCACCCAAACGAUUCCUACGCACCCAAUGGUAUGCGAAUCCCAAUUUCCGCGGCAGCUACAGUUUCCGCUCCACCUACACGGAUGAGUUGCGCACCGGUGCUUGGGACUUGGAGGCACCACUCUUGGAUGUUGGCGGCAAGCCGCGUCUUCAGUUUGCCGGAGAGGCAUCGCACAAGCAUUUCUACUCGACAGUACAUGGCGCCGUGGAGAGUGGUUGGCGAGAGGCGGAACGCCUGAAUUCUUAUUAUCGUGCUCGCACAGCAACACUGUGAGGGCCGGGAGAAAUCCAGGGAAGCGGAGAAUGAGUUUUGAUAGUAAAAUAUAUCUGGCGAUAAGAAUAAAGAGAACCACAGCGGUAUAGUAAAUGCAAACGCUUGUUUAUCUAAAGUGGCAAUAAAUUAUCGACAAACACAA
This is a messenger RNA of Scaptodrosophila lebanonensis, 2077 nucleotides long. RefSeq names its product spermine oxidase-like. Bases 442 to 1935 code for a protein of 497 amino acids. The record is from RefSeq and is a predicted model, not a curated record. The transcript has a single exon. Gene Ontology annotation, molecular function: polyamine oxidase activity. Lineage: Eukaryota; Metazoa; Arthropoda; Insecta; Diptera; Drosophilidae.